ACGAGGUAUUCAUAUUGAUCCAAUAUUAAGCAUCGAGACAGUAACUUCGCCUGGUGAUGAACAUCCAACCCUUUUCAAAGCAAGCGAAACCAUGAAUGGCAAGUGGUAUCAUCCAUAGGAGGCAUCCCGGCAUAGCUCCACCAUUCACAAACAUUUUGGAUUCAGAGACUGGGAUACCCCUCUUAGCCAUUUGUCUGAAGCCAUGACUCGAGGUCUGGUGAUGGCUCGCGCGAGGCUGGCUGCCACAUGUUUGCGAGGAAGUCAAGCCCGAUGUCCCUCGGCUUCAUGGUCAUUAACUGGGUUCUCGAGAAGCUGGACAAGGCAUGAACAUGGUCGCUGUUCGAGAACAAAAUCAUUGAGCCUCAGAUCUGUGAGUCAGAUACGCCGCAGCUCAACGGAAACCACAGAGGCAUCGAUAAAUCCACUACCGAUUCACGAGCUGCCUACGAUGUAUAAACCCCCAACUACAGGCAUCAUAUCCAAGCUGCCACCGUCUUGGAUACCAUACGCCGAGCUCAUUCGCCUUGACAAGCCAGCAGGAACAUACUAUCUAUUCUUCCCAUGCAUGUUUUCAACCCUUCUUGCAGCUCCCAUGGCUGUGCCUGUGGCGACACCACUCGAAGUGCUCACCACCACCGCCCUGUUCUUUUCCGGGGCUUUGGUCAUGAGAGGAGCGGGCUGUACAAUUAAUGACCUUUGGGAUCGGAAUUUAGACCCUUAUGUUGAGCGGACAAGGCUACGACCGAUCGCACGAAGAGCAAUUUCAGUGGAAAAUGCGAUCAUAUAUUUAGGGGCCCAGCUAUUCACGGGACUGGCUGUUCUUCUGCAAUUCCCUCUCCCUUGCCUCUACUACGCCGUACCAAGUCUCCUUCUGGUGGCUACAUAUCCUUUAGCCAAGAGAGUUACUCAUUAUCCUCAGUUCGUCCUUGGUCUGACGUUCUCCUGGGGAGCCAUUGUGGGGUUCCCCGCCCUGGGCAUUGACUUGAUAUCGAACCCUUCAGCUAUUGCAGCAGCUGCUGCACUUUACUCCAGCUGCGUAUCUUGGACCUUGGUGUAUGACAUGAUAUAUGCAUAUAUGGACAUCAAAGAUGAUGCCAAGGCAGGCAUCAAGUCGAUUGCUCAGGCCCAUGAGCACAAUGCAAAGGCAGCUCUUUCUGUCUUCUCUGCCACUCAAGUCGGUCUGCUGGCAGCAGCCGGAUACUUUGCCGGAGCCGGUCCUAUAUUUUUCGUUGGAAGUUGCGGAGGCGCUGCAUUGACUCUGGCCACCAUGAUUCGACGAGUCAACCUCAAGGACGUCAAGGACUGUUGGUGGUGGUUCAAGAAUGGAGCUUGGCUCACAGGUGGUGUUAUUUCCUUUGGUCUGCUGGGCGACUACCUUUACCGCCGGACGAAAGAAGAGCCCAACAUGAUCAAAGGCGCUGUGCUUGCGUAGAUAGACCUCACUGACCAUUUGUGCCUUCCUUCUGUACAACAAGAUCUAGAUGAGUUUCGAUAUGCUGUACAAUAUGUC
Molecule: messenger RNA, 1510 nt
Organism: Exophiala oligosperma
Lineage: Eukaryota; Fungi; Ascomycota; Eurotiomycetes; Chaetothyriales; Herpotrichiellaceae
Product: 4-hydroxybenzoate polyprenyl transferase
Exons: 1
Coding region: 203-1432 (409 amino acids)
Biological process (GO): ubiquinone biosynthetic process
Cellular component (GO): mitochondrial inner membrane
Molecular function (GO): 4-hydroxybenzoate polyprenyltransferase activity
Source: RefSeq, a predicted model, not a curated record